UCAGUUUGUCUGCAGCUCAGAGAAGGCAGGGCGCUCUGCUGUCAGACAUCAGAAAUACUUAUACAUAUUAAUACUUAUACAUAUAUGUACUGCUUUAUCGUGACACGUAGUAAGUACAGGUAACUCGCUUUGGUUUAUAUCUAGUCUUUAUUAGCCGGCUCUUUCUGCUAGGCUAACUUUGCUGAGUGGCUAACGCUCAGGUGAACGGAGAGGAUGCUGGAGUCCAUUAAAGUCACAGAAAGACUCCACUGGCCUGAAGUAGAAAUGUCCAAAAAGUACAUCCUGAACUCUGCUGACAAGGCGCUGAGUCCGGGCCAAGUUUACCUGGAGAAGAUUUCCUCCAGCGUCCUCAAAGACCUCUUCAGCAGCGGCAGCUACAACUCCCUGCUGCAGGCGGAGGAACAAGAGAAGAAGAGUCCCAAGCACUUCAAGAGGCCAAAAGCAUCUGUAAAAUGUGGCGCCACAGUAACAACCAGAAGAAAAGCCCAAGGCAGCACGGCUCCUAAAAAGUGUCGAGCACCAGAUGUUGGCGUUAAACCAGCACAGACACACCGAGUCCUCUCAGGAAAUCUGUCCAAACCAGCUCGAAACAUCGCAGUAGUGGGAAGUGCGAUGGGUUUGAACCCUCGUACACAGAUCAGGAAGACCCUGAGUUCCCCUCGCACUAAACUCCCCUCGCUGCACAAAGCAUCCGUCACACGGGAAGUGGAGAACACCAAGAGGCUCUGCAUCCUCUCCGCCAUCAAGCCGUCCAACGUGGAGAAAGAGAAGGCCAAGUUCUUUAAGUCUGACUUCAACUACAACCCACAGUUUGAGUACAGCAACCCGGUUCCUCCGCUGGUUCUGGCCCGGCACAGCAUCGCCUCCGAUCGCUUCCUCACACAGGCGGUGAACAUCAUGGAGUUGGCUCUGCAGAGGUACGGCAGCUAUGAGAAGUUUGAACAAGCCACCGGAGGAAAUCUGCUGAGCAAGAGUCGCGUUUGCCACAAUGUCAAGAAGUACAUGGAGAAGGAGGGCUGUGUGGGGGAGAUCGUGGUGCAGGUGACGGAGGACCUGCUCUCCAGAGCCUCCAUGACGGUGGUGAACAGCCGCCCGACCCUCACCAUCAACAUCUGCAGCGCCAGAGAGCACUGGCUGGAGGGGAUGCUGCGGCACGAGAUCGGAACUCAUUAUUUCCGCGGGCUGAACAACCUGCAGCAGCCGUGGAGCAGCGCGUCGGCCCGCAGGAGGCUCAACCUGAGGCCCCUGAACCCCACAGAGGAGGGUCUGGCCAGCCUGCACAGCGUCCUCUUCAGGAAGGACCCCACCCUGUGGAGAGCAGCUCUUCUUUACUACACCGUGCACCAGGCCAGCAGCAUGUCCUUCUGCCAGCUCUUCCACUGCUUGGGGGGCUUCCUGCAGGACCCCAACACCCGCUGGGACUACUGUGUGAGGGCCAAGAGGGGCCAGAGGGACACCAAGCAGCCAGGAUGCUUCAGUAAAGACCAGGUGUAUCUGGACGGGAUCCUGAAGAUCCUGAGGUUCAGAGACAAGAUCAACUUCCCCCUGCUGAUGGCUCUGGGGAAG
Messenger RNA from Gymnodraco acuticeps, 1566 nucleotides. RefSeq lists its product as uncharacterized. Lineage: Eukaryota; Metazoa; Chordata; Actinopteri; Perciformes; Bathydraconidae. The record is from RefSeq and is a predicted model, not a curated record.